Molecule: messenger RNA, 1720 nt
Organism: Carica papaya (papaya)
Lineage: Eukaryota; Viridiplantae; Streptophyta; Magnoliopsida; Brassicales; Caricaceae
Gene: CYP704A2
Product: cytochrome P450, family 704, subfamily A, polypeptide 2
Molecular function (GO): heme binding; oxidoreductase activity, acting on paired donors, with incorporation or reduction of molecular oxygen; iron ion binding
Source: RefSeq, a predicted model, not a curated record
UAAAACCCACUUCAACAUUUCGAAAAUCAUCAUAGAACUAAGAAGAAGAAAAUGAAUAUGGUUUGCUCCAUCAUCGUCACCAUCAUAGCAUCCUCCCUACUCCUUUUCUUUAUCGUUUUCCUCUAUCUCCUCCUCAGAAUCUUCACAGGAAAAUCCAUAACCAGCCCAGACUACCCGCCCGUAAACGGCACCGUAUUCAGUCAGUUGUUCUACUUCAACAGACUCUACGACUACCAAACCCAGAUCGCCAAGAAACAGCCAACUUACAGACUACUAACCCCGACACAUAGCGAAAUUUACACGGCCGAUAUUCGGAAUAUAGAGCACGUACUGAAAUCAAGGUUUGAGAAAUACUCGAAGGGUAUAAGUAAUCUAGAUGUUGUAAGUGAUCUUCUCGGAGAAGGAAUCUUUGCCGCUGAUGGCGAAAAGUGGAAACAGCAAAGGAAGCUGGCAAGCUUUGAGUUCUCUACAAGAGUUGUCAGGGAUUAUAGUUGUUCUGUGUUUCGAAGUAAUGCUGCUGAGCUUGUUAGAACAAUUAUGGAGUUUGCUGUUGCUGGCCGGGACUUUGAUGCGCAGGACAUACUGAUGAGAUUCACUCUGAAUUCAAUUUUCAAAGUUGGAUUUGGGGUGGAAUUGAAUUGCAUGGAUGGAUCAAGCGAAGAUGGGAUUGAAUUUAUGAAAGCUUUUGAUGAUUCAAAUGCCUUGGUGUACUGGCGGUAUGUUGAUCCAUUCUGGAGGCUCAAAAGAUUUAUGAAUAUUGGCUUCGAAGCCACACUUAAGAAAAAAAUCAAAGUGUUGGAUGAUUUUCUGUAUAAACUCAUAACCUACAAAAGAAAAUUGCUUGCACUUCGAGGAGACCAUCUGGUCAAGGAAGACAUACUUUCAAGAUUUCUGAUAGAGAGUGAGAAGAAUCCAAAGAUAAUCAAUGAUAAAUAUCUAAGGGAUAUCAUUUUGAAUUUUAUGUUUGCGGGUAAAGACACUAGUGCUGGCACUCUAUCUUGGUUCUUCUACCUUCUUUGCAAGAACCCUUUGGUUCAAGAAAAAAUUGCUCAAGAAGUAGAAAGAAUUGGUGGAAACAAAGAAGAUGAGACUGAUAUUGAUGAUUUUGUGGGAAGUAUAACUGAUCAAACUUUGGAGCAAAUGCAUUAUCUUCAUGCAGCUUUGACAGAGACCUUGAGGCUAUACCCUGCAGUUCCUGUGGAUGGGAGAUCUGCCAAGGUAGAUGAUAUUCUUCCAGAUGGCUAUAGAUUGAAGAAAGGAGAUGGGGUAUAUUACACGGCCUAUGCAAUGGGCAGGAUGCCUUAUAUUUGGGGAGAAGACGCAGUGGAAUUUCGGCCUGAGAGAUGGCUCAACAAUGGAAUUUUCCAACCUGAAUCGCCAUUCAAAUUUGUAAGCUUUCACGCUGGUCCUCGAAUCUGUCUUGGAAAAGAUUUUGCCUAUCGACAGAUGAAGAUUGUAUCCAUGGCUCUUAUUCGCUUUUUUCGCUUUAAACUGGCUGAUGAAGAUCGAAGAGUCACUUACAAGACCAUGUUUACACUUCAUAUUAAUGGAGGCCUCAAUCUAUGUGCAUUUCCAAGAAGAAACACAUGAACAUCAAUGUGUGUGUAUAGUUUACAUGCGUGUUGAUGUAAAAGUGAGUUCAAAUUGAGAGUAGAAUGAAAGAAAACAUUAAAAAAAAAAAAAGAACAAGCAAGAAAAACAACUUGCCAAAAGAGAAGAA